CAGUUCCGGCCAGACUCGAGGCACACAGGGUUUAUGGUCACUGACUUCAUUGAGCCAGGGAGCACGGAAGUGCCGCCCCUGUGCAACUUGGGUUUUCUUUAUCCUGCAGUUUUUACCUCAGCAGAGCUGCACACCAGAGACUUGCUCCAGCUCUUUGUGUGUGGCUCUCUCAAGAGCAAGCUGUGGGUCUGUGAGUUUUUAUGUGUGCUUUUAUUCACCUCACACUUACUGAAAAGUGUGUAUGUGAGAGGGUGGGGUGUGUGUGUCAAAGAGAGUGAGGAACAGAAGGAGAGACAGAUCAAUUGAUUCCGCGGCCUCAGCUCCAGCAUCCCUCAGUUGGGAGCUUCUGUAGCCAGGUGAUCACUUGGGGUGCAUAGCUUGGAGAUGCAGUCCCCCUGGAAAAUCCUUAUGGUGGCACCUCUAUUCUUGCUCCUGUCUCUUCAGUCCUCGGCCUCUCCAGCCUACGAUGACUCAUCCAGGCCCAGAGACUCGAAUGGGCACACCUGUGUAGGGUGUGUGCUGGUGGUGUCUGUGAUUGAACAGCUUGCUCAAGUUCACAACUCGACGGUCCAGGCCUCGAUGGAGAGACUUUGCAGCUACCUGCCUGAAAAACUGUUCUUGAAAACCACUUGCUAUUUAGUCAUUGACAAGUUUGGAUCAGACAUCAUAAAACUGCUUAGCGCAGAUAUGAAUGCGGAUGUGGUAUGUCACACUCUGGAGUUUUGUAAACAAAACACUGGCCAACCAUUGUGUCAUCUCUACCCUCUUCCCAAGGAGACAUGGAAAUUUACACUAAAGAAGGCAAGACAAAUUGUCAAGAAGUCCCCAAUUCUGAAAUAUUCUAGAAGUGGUUCUGACAUUUGUUCACUCCCGGUUUUGGCCAAGAUCUGCCAGAAAAUUAAAUUAGCUAUAGAACAGUCUGUGCCAUUCAAAGAUGUAGAUUCAGACAAAUACAGCGUUUUCCCGACCCUGCGGGGCUAUCACUGGCGGGGGAGAGACUGUAAUGACAGCGACGAGUCAGUGUACCCAGGUAGAAGGCCAGACAACUGGGAUGUCCAUCAGGAUUCAAACUGUAAUGGCAUUUGGGGUAUUGAUCCAAAAGAUGGCAUUCCAUAUGAGAAGAAAUUCUGUGAAGGUUCACAGCCCAGGGGAAUCAUUUUGCUGGGAGACUCAGCUGGGGCUCAUUUUCACAUCUCUCCUGAAUGGAUCACAGCGUCACAGAUGUCUUUGAACUCUUUCAUCAAUCUACCAACAGCCCUUACCGAUGAGCUCGACUGGCCCCAACUCUCUGGUGUUACAGGAUUUCUGGACUCCACUGUUGGACAGCCUGCGGGAGCCUCGGGAGUGUGCAAGAAUAAUAGGAGGAGAUUAAAUGGGACUCUCCAAGGAGGUGCAUCUUCCCGAAACCUGAAAAAAUUUAUAGAAAGCUUGUCUAGAAACAAGACGUUGGACUAUCCCGCCAUCAUUUUAUAUGCCAUGAUUGGAAAUGAUGUCUGCAAUGGGAAGAGUGACCCAGUCCCAGCCAUGACCACUCCUGAGAAACUGUACUCCAAUGUCAUGCAGACUCUGAAGCAUCUAAAUUCCCACCUGCCCGAUGGCAGCCAUGUUAUUUUGUAUGGCUUACCAGAUGGAACCUUUCUCUGGGAUAAUUUGCACAACAGAUAUCAUCCUCUCGGCCAGCUAAAUAAAGACGUGACCUAUGCGCACUUGUACUCCUUCCUGAACUGCCUCCAGGUCAGCCCCUGCCACGGCUGGAUGUCUUCCAACAAGACGUUGCGGACUCUAACUUCAGAGAGAGCAGAGCAACUCUCCAACACACUGAAAAAAAUUGCAACCAGUGAGAAAUUUACAAACUUCGAUCUUUUCUACAUGGAUUUUGCCUUCCAUGAAAUCAUACAGGAGUGGCAGAAGAGAGGCGGCCAGCCCUGGCAGCUCAUCGAGCCCGUGGAUGGAUUCCACCCCAACGAGGUGGCUUUGCUGUUGUUUGCGGAUCGUUUCUGGGAGAAGGUGCAGCUCCAGUGGCCCCAAAUCCUGGGAAAGGAGAAUCCAUUCAACUCCCAGAUUAAACAGGUGUUUGGAGACCAAGGCGGGCACUGAGCCUCUCAGGAGCAUGCACCCCUGGGGAGCACAGGGAGGCAGAGGCUUGGGUAAACUCAUGCCACAAACCCUGUGAGGGCUGCUACGUCACAGGCCCAAAGGAGUCUCCUUCAGCAGCAUCUUUGCAAAAUGUCUUUCUCUCAACGAAGAGCAUAUCUGGAUGACUGUGCAACUCUGUCUGCUCCUGGGAUCAGUAACCCUUCCAUUGUUCCUGAAAUAACCUUUAAUAAAGUGCUUUGGGUGCCAUUCCAAGCAAGAGAGUAUCUGUGCCCUUUACAGCUAAUUGUUCUAAAAGGAGUUUCUAAAA
Rhinopithecus roxellana (golden snub-nosed monkey) is the source of this 2404-nucleotide messenger RNA. It is a transcript of the gene AOAH, whose product is annotated as acyloxyacyl hydrolase. Gene Ontology annotation, molecular function: acyloxyacyl hydrolase activity; calcium ion binding. The record is from RefSeq and is a predicted model, not a curated record. The transcript is spliced from 21 exons. The coding region runs from base 385 to 2097 and encodes 570 amino acids. Lineage: Eukaryota; Metazoa; Chordata; Mammalia; Primates; Cercopithecidae. Gene Ontology annotation, biological process: lipopolysaccharide catabolic process; negative regulation of inflammatory response.